AUGAACAGGAUCUUUCGUGAUGCGGCUCAUGUCCUGGUAUGGCUCGGUUCGGACACAAACAACGAGGCGGUGUUCGCUUUCGAUCUCAUUCGUGAGCUUGAUGGGACCCUCGCAAAUCAUUCGGCACAUGCUACCCUUCGUGGUCCAGAUACCGUGGGGCUGGAAAAGCACAUUAGAGAUAACCACAAGGCCCUCCAAGCCUUGACCGACCGCGCGUGGUUCAAGCGCGGAUGGAUCGUGCAAGAGAUCGGAACCAGCACGCCAGCAACCAUGAUCUGGGGCGACGCCACGAUCGACUGGGACACGCUGGCGAGUGUGUGCGAGCAGCUGAAGGGAUACCACCACCUGCGCAGCGCGCUGGGGAUCUCCACGUCGGACAUCUCCUUCUUGUACCGGCGGUUCAUCGAGCCGGACGAGAACACCCACCACGCAAACCGCUUCAACUUCGUGUACGAGCUCCAGCGGGGCCGCCACCUCCGCUUCAGUGACGACAGGGACCGUGUGUUUGUGUACCUCGGCCACUUCUCCAUCCACACGCGCCAUCGCCUCGGGUGCGGCCCCCUCUCUAUCAGGGCCGACUACACGAAGACUGUCGAGCAAACGUACAUCAACGUUGCGGUGCAGGUAUUGCGGGCGAACCCAGCCUCGGCGUGUAUUGUGCUUGCAGCAGUCCAACAUCCUCGCCAUGGGCUGCCCUCCUUCGUCGGGCGAGGAGCAAAGACAGACAUGAUCCCGGAGCCUCGGCCCCAGGACAGGCAUAGUCUCUCAUCCUGGAUUCCGGACUGGAGGCACUCCGAGGGAAUCAUCCUCGCAGAGCCCGUCUGCCCGCACCUCGCGCACGGCAAAUCGACAACACGGCUCGAAAUCGUGGAGCACGACGGUCUUGUCCUUCGGGUUGACGGUGUGAAAAUCGAUUCCAUCGAGGCGUGCUCCAUGCCACUCCAAGACCGUGAUUUCUAUGGAAAGAAGACGCCCGGCAGGCCUCCCACGACGAUAGAGCGGCUCUGGCAUGAUAUCUGCCGUAAAGGAGGCUUCAGCCUAGAGGACCAUUACUUGGACGGCCAGGCGGCCUUCUUUGCGUUCAUGCAGACUCUCAGCAAUGGCUGUGUCCAAGCCGCAGGUCACGAGUGCAAACCAUACCACGAGGUUCCGGACUUUUUGUGGCUGCAGAAGGCAGCAAGGUACAUCGUGGAAACCCUUGGGGCAUCCGACGAUGUUUCAGAGGGCGUACAGAGCGUGGCAGAGGGGAAAGGGCGUGAAGGUGUCCACGAAACGUGGAGUCGAUGGGCAGCCUCGGCUGCAGAUGGCCGGAUAUUUGCGAGAACAAGAAGCGGAUACUACGUGCUUGGGCCGGCAGCUUUGGAAGUCGGGGAUGUUGUGUGUAUUCUGUUUGGCUGUAAGGUACCGUUUUGUCUGAGACCUAUGGGGGAGCGCCACUUGCUUGUAGGUGAGUGCUAUGUCCACGGGCUAAUGAAUGGAGAGGCGAUGGACAUGUUGGCUCGAGACGAACUGCACAAGAAGACCUUUGAUAUUGUCUGA
Messenger RNA from Diaporthe amygdali, 1539 nucleotides. RefSeq lists its product as uncharacterized. Lineage: Eukaryota; Fungi; Ascomycota; Sordariomycetes; Diaporthales; Diaporthaceae. The transcript has 2 exons. The coding region runs from base 1 to 1539 and encodes 512 amino acids. The record is from RefSeq and is a predicted model, not a curated record.